Molecule: messenger RNA, 1749 nt
Organism: Magallana angulata
Lineage: Eukaryota; Metazoa; Mollusca; Bivalvia; Ostreida; Ostreidae
Exons: 4
Coding region: 470-1561 (363 amino acids)
Source: RefSeq, a predicted model, not a curated record
AAAAUGAUAAUACUUGGGCAACCUAACCUAAUAUAAAAAAUUAACAUUAAACACCUAAUCUAAGAGAAUUAAGAGGCAGGGAGGGUGGGUGUUGUCUUGAUGAAAAAGAGGAAGAUGCUAUUUUUGACAUGCGCAAGUGCGCAAGGAUUGGGUGAAGCAGGAUUAUUAUAUUUGGGGGAGUUAUCUCGCUUGCCACCAGGUGUGCAUUCUUUUUCGAUAAAUGAAACUUACCACACAGGAUAGUAAGUUCACAUAUUACUAAUAUAAAAAAGAUAGCCCAUUUGCAAAAUUCAUUUACUCAUCAGUUAAUGUUUUAAGGUAUUCUGCACAAAGAGGUUUUUUGGCUAGAUGCCAUGUACUCAACACGUAAAUAAUGUACAAAAUACAAUUCAAACCCGGAUAUAAGUUUACUUCUUCUUGUUAAAGUCGUAUUUAGGGACAGAGAACUUUCUUCACAGUGUAACAGUUUAUGUUCACUGAUAACAUUUGUUGUCGAUAUAAAAUGGAGACGAUAGUUGGUUUGUUGUUUAUAGGACUUGUGUCCGGAGCUUCGUGUUUCCUCACGGACACCGGGGGUUCACGAGGACACUAUGCAAUGUACGUAUGGCGAACUGGGUUCGAUCCCAACGUACACGGGUGUGACCAAACAGACUUUCUGGACUGGAAUAGCAAACAUAGCCAUUGUUUUACACACACGUGGAACUCUCCAGACAAGAGACAAUGGCUGUGGAAUACGUGCAACCUUCCUGGACGUGAAAUCUCCAGUAUAUUUUUAGCUGAUGUUUAUCACAAACUAAAAGCCGGUUUCCUCGCCAACGACUGCGAUUCCUCCGAUAUCACCUUGUUAAGAACAACCUUGUCGGAGGGUCAUAGCCGCGUUACAAACCUGAAGAUUUACGCCCUAUUUGCGGCCAGUGACAUCGAAGUUUCGGAGAGGCACAUGGUUCCCUAUGUCGUGUGGUAUAAUGAUAACUGUGCACAUACAGACCAGGAAAAGUUUGACGGUGUUGCUGUUAACAAUGAGGCGUAUGCCGCCAUAAAAUGCUCCAGCGACUUGAACCAGAGGACGACUUACUUGGACCGUCUUCAGGAAAUACACGAUGGCGCUCAGAAACAGCGCCACGGCCGGCUGCUGACGCAUUUCUCUGUAAGCUGGCACUGGGGUCAGUGUAAUGGACACAGCCAGCCCUUUCUCUGGCGCGGGAAAACAUCUGACGCAUCACAUCACAUGAUCGAUAUUUUUGACAGUAUUGAUGUCCAGGUUGGAUACACGACGUUUCCUCAGAUUAAUGAGAGGAUGGACCUCGCCGGACUGAACUACUCCCGUCUCCUCAACAAACAAAGUUUUGUUACUUUCUACACUGAUAAGACAGAGCCUUGUCAGAUCACCUUCUUCCCCCAGACCUGCAGGUGGAGCGGGAGGUCGGAAUCAAACCUAUUCAGUGUCAUUGACCAGUUUCCUCAGAACGGGCUUAGUGGGAUUCAGCCCUGCAUCCACUACUUCAGAGGCGUGUAUUCCAGUGGAGGGCAUCCCGACUGGCCCGCCCAUUCCAACCAUUAAUUGGUGCAUUUCUGUAGGAUUCAUUAAGAAAAUUAUAACCCCCACCUCCUUUUUGUAAGAGUAUUGAUAUUUUUGUUGUUUUAGAAGAAGACUGAACUUCUACAGUAUUUUCCAAUUUAUAUAUCAAUACUUCAUGGAAUGGAUCGAAUUGUUUUUGGAAUAAAAAAAUAUGUAAUUAUAUAUAAGUA